ACGAUGGGGGCGAAAAGUGAAAAAGAAAGAAGAGGAGGGGGAAUCGAACGAACGAUCCAAUUUUAAUUAUUUAAAUUAGUCUACGCCUCUGCCUCUGCCUCUGCUCCAUUUUCAAGCUUCUGCACCAAGCUUCUCUGCAGCUGCACUUCUCUCUUCAAUGGCUCGCAACAGGGAAAUCUUGGUGCUGGUGCUGGAUGUUGGUCCAUCAAUGCACUCAAUUCUGCCUGAGGUUGAAAAAGUGUGUUCAAUGCUAGUAGAGAAGAAGCUGAUUUACAACAAAUAUGAUGAAGUAGGAAUUGUUCUAUUUGGAACUGAAGACACUAAAAAUGAGCUAACAGAAGAAGUUGGUGGAUAUCAGCAUGUGGUGGUUCUACAGAACAUGAAAGUCGUCGAUGGAGAUCUUGUCGAUGUUUUAAAACAGCUCCCUCGGGGGACUGUUUCCGGUGAUUUUCUUGACGCCAUAAUUGUAGGAAUGGAUAUGCUGAUAAAGAAAUUUGGAGAGACAGAGAAGGGAAAGAAACGCUUGUGUCUUAUUACAGAUGCUCUAUUCCCUAUAAAGGAUCCUUAUGAAGGAACCAAAGAGGAUCAAGUUACGACCAUUGCGCAACAGAUGACGAAACAUGGAAUGAGAAUGGAUAGUGUUGUUGUAAGAGGGAGGUUUGGACAUGAUGCCGAUGAGAAAAUUAUGGAUGAGAAUGACGUUCUCUUAAACAUAUUUUCUGAGAAAACAAAUGCAAAAAUGGUGUAUGUAGAGAGUCCAACUUCAUUACUAGGUGCGAUUCGGACACGGAGUAUAGCGCCCGUGACAAUCUUUAGAGGUGUUCUUGAGAUAAGCUCCAUUAUCAAGAUUAAGGUAUGGGUUUACAAGAAAACAUCAGAAGAGAAGUUUCCAACUCUGAAAAGAUAUUCUGAUAAAGCACCUCCAACUGAUAAAUUUGCCACACAUGAAGUCAAGGUAGAUUACGAGUACAAAAGUGCGGAAGAUCCUAGUAAGGUUGUGCCUCCAGAACAUAGGAUUAAAGGUUACCGGUAUGGACCUCAAGUGGUUCCGAUAUCAACUGCUGAAUGGGAUGCAGUAAAGUUCAAACCAGAGAAGAGCGUGAAGCUUCUCGGGUUUACAAACGCUUCAAAUAUAUUGCGGCACUACUACAUGAAAGAUGUCAAUGUCUUUAUCGCUGAACCUAGCAAUAAAAGAGCUAUUGUUGCAGUUUCUGCUCUAGCAAGAGCAAUGAAGGAAAUGGACAAAGUGGCAAUAGUUCGAUGUGUUUGGCGACAAGGACAGGGGAGCGUGGUUGUCGGUGUUUUGACACCCAAUAUAUCGGAGAAGGACGGUAUUGCUGAUUCAUUAUACUUCAAUGUACUUCCUUUUGCGGAGGAUGUUCGAGAAUUCCAAUUUUCUUCUUUCAGCAAUUUUCCAGCAUCGAUGCAGCCAAGCGAAGAACAGCAAGAGGCAGCAGAUGACUUGGUUAAGAUGCUUGAUCUUGCACCAUCUGGACGGGAGGAAAUUUUGCAGCCGGAUUUCACACCAAAUCCUGUUCUCGAGCGCUUCUAUCGUCAUCUCGAGUUGAAGUCGAAGGAUCCUGAUGCUGCUGUACCUCCACUUGAUGUAACUCUUCAGAAGAUUACCGAACCCGAUCCUGACUUGUUUUCUCAAAUCAAAUCUAUUAUCGACACAUUCCACAGGAGAUUUGAACUCAAGGAGAACCCAAAGCUAAAGAAAUCAAGAAGGCGAUUUUUACGCGAAAAACCAUCCGGUUCAAGCGAGAAAGAGGACAAUGAAGACAUUCCUGCUCAAAUUGUUGACUCUGCUGCCAAUCCGUCUGCAGUUAAGGUAGAAAAAAUUGGAGAUUCAACUCCUCUCCAAGACUUUGAAGCUAUGAUGUCUAGAAGAGAUAGUCCAGAGUGGAUCAGCAAAGCAAUCAACGGUAUGAAAAACAAAAUAUUCGAUCUUGUCGAGAACUCAUGCGACGGUGAUAACUAUCCAAAAGCUCUAGAAUAUUUGCUUGCGCUUCGUAAGGGUUGCAUCAUCGAACAAGAACCGAAGCAAUUCAACGAUUUCCUCCACCAUCUCUGUAAAUUCUGCCUGAAGAAUAACCUGCACAGCUUCUGUGAAUUCCUAGCAUCCAAACAACUUACUUUAAUCUCCAAGGUGGAAGCAGUAGACAGUGAAGUAGCAGAUGACGAAGCUAGAAACUUUUUGGUUAAAUUGGAGCCUAAAUUAGAGCCUAAAGUGGAGGGAGCCUAAAUUAGAGCAAGACUAUAUGAUGCAGCCUUUUCUUUUUUUUUUUUGGGUUCCAACGACUACGAGCAGUGAUUCGAAUUCUGACGUUUUGGUCAAGUAAGUCUAGAUGAUGUAGCGACUUGAUAUUCAUUAGGUGUAUAUAUGUAAUUUUGUGUAUCCAUCCAAGGUUGGGGCUCCACCAGCCCCUGCGCUCGUGCAACCCACGCCCACCAGCGCCACCCCACACGUGUAGACCGACGCCCACCAGUCUCUCUGCCCGCGUGCGCGCAAUGCCCCUUGCCCCACCUUUUUUACUACUAAUGUUCAUCAAAGGAAUUAUAGAGGAUGYAAAUUAUUGAUUUGAAUUUUAUGCUGAUCUGUUUACAUUUUUGUUUAGAAAGUAAUCUUUAUUAUGCUAUUUUUUUCCCCUUUAUUUUGGUCUGGAGAAUUU
Momordica charantia (bitter melon) is the source of this 2672-nucleotide messenger RNA. It is a transcript of the gene KU80, whose product is annotated as Ku80 family protein. Lineage: Eukaryota; Viridiplantae; Streptophyta; Magnoliopsida; Cucurbitales; Cucurbitaceae. Gene Ontology annotation, molecular function: DNA helicase activity; damaged DNA binding; double-stranded DNA binding. Gene Ontology annotation, biological process: double-strand break repair via nonhomologous end joining; DNA recombination; telomere maintenance. The record is from RefSeq and is a predicted model, not a curated record. Gene Ontology annotation, cellular component: Ku70:Ku80 complex; nucleus.